Trematomus bernacchii (emerald rockcod) is the source of this 3218-nucleotide messenger RNA. RefSeq lists its product as uncharacterized. The record is from RefSeq and is a predicted model, not a curated record. The coding region runs from base 32 to 2782 and encodes 916 amino acids. The transcript has 18 exons. Lineage: Eukaryota; Metazoa; Chordata; Actinopteri; Perciformes; Nototheniidae.
UAAGCUUGUUUUUGUUUACUUCCAGACUGUAAUGAAUGUUUUAGGACCAGAUUUCCACGCAACCAAUAUUGGUAAAAUCCAUUUGGUCCAGUUCGACCCUGAAGGCGUGUUUGGUUGGAUUCCUACACAAAGAGAGCUCAUCAAUCAGUUCCUGUCGGAACCAAUAGAAGUCCUAAGUACAAGACCCAGACAAAGGAGGGAGACAAAAGAUGAUUAUGAUGCUGUCGUCUUUCCUCGUAUCCCCAACCCCAUCGCCUGUCUGUCCUCUGGUGACAUGCUCAUAUUCCACCUCACCAUCAACCACACUGACCGCCGUCACAGCCACUUCCCAGUAUAUCAGAAAGACCACUUAUUUAACAGUAACCCCAGCUGGGACUUUGGUGCCUUCAGGCGUCUACAGAUUCUCAUGAAGCAGACAAACUUCAACUCUACAAGGUUUGCCCAUGUGUUUUUGGAAACAGGGAAGUAUGUGUUUGUUGACAGCGCUGUGCCAGAGUGGAGUUUGGUGGUGGUGGUCAGUGAGGAGGGGACAGAGUGUGACCCCCGGGCCUCCGUCUUCCAGCCCAUGACCCCGGCACAGCUGGUCAAGCACGGGAUUGUAAAACAGCACAGACUCAACCUUCUACCUGACUGGGGAGUGAUAACAGGGAUCCUGAGUCUGCUGCUGGUUGUAGUUGUGGUUUUGACCACCACAGUUUUAGUUCUGCGACCUGGAAAAGCAAAACUUGUCUCCCAGUGGAGGGCUAAGCCGAAGUGGCGCAGCCUUGGGGAGCCCUUCAGUCCGGUGGAUUGUGUUUGCAGUGGAGACAGCAUAGCAGUCCCAAGCCAAGGUGGUUACUUAGGUAGGAGGGGUGUAGGAGAGGGAGCAGAGGCUGAGGAGUCCGCUGUUUCAAAAGGAGGAAGUGUGUCAGGGUUCUUCGAUUUGGAGGAGUUAAAUGUGAAGACUCUGUACGACAAACUAGAGGAUCAGAACCUGCACAUAGCCUCACAGCUGGCCCGGCACCGCAAAGACACACAGGAGUUUUAUAGAAACAUUUGUCAACAGACUGAAACACUCAAGAAUGUCUUUGACAAUAUGGAUCAUAAAAAACUGAAUCUUCUUAAGGAGCUUAUAGUCCACAAUGCAAUGAGGGAUAAACCAUCUAACAGCAUGGCAGGAGAGAGGGAUACACAAGCUGAAGCAUCUGUAGCGUUACUGGGAGCUGUUCUCAGGUCAGUGGAAGCCCUCUUAUGCAGGCUCACAGGAGAAGCUUGGCAGAACCAGGAGUUGCCUGCUCCUCCAUACUGUCAUACUAGUGCUCAUGAUGCCAGGGAGUGUGAGCCGCAAGCUGGAUACACACAGCCUGGUGACACCAACAUGUGUUAUACACAGUUUUCUUCAAUGAAUAUGACCAAAGCAGAGCAAGGUAAGGAACAAAUAUGCAAAGCUCCUUGUCUAAGUGACCAUGACCUGUCCAAGCUUGUCAGCAUAUCUCCUCUAUUCAAGACCCUGCAGGAGAUACAACAGUCUUUACAGAACCUUACAACAACUGGCUCGGAUCAGCAUCUUCAUAAUGAGCAUUGUGUCGUUGAUGCCCAGAACCACGACAGGCCACUAGUCCCGACUGCCCUGGACAACCUCUCCCAUCAACACUCGGCCGUGUUCCUGUUUGGUUGCCAGGUGAUGCAGUUGCUCGCAGACUGCCCCCUGUUUCCCUCCGUGCUCCUGCUACUGGCCAAGUCGAUCCCUGUUUCCUCAUCUUCCUCUAAUGAGGCUUUACUGGCGCAUUGUUCAGGGGACUUUUAUUUUGAUGCAACCAAUCAAAUCCUUUAUCUGUCAGAGGCAAAGCUUCAGCAUGUGGGACAUUUCAUCGCUACUAUUCUGCAGUCUAUGGCCUACAUAGCAUCAGGAUCCAAACCUCAGGGCUUUAUGAAAGCUCUCCAUGAGGCAAUUUCAGCUGUAAGCCUUCAGCUGUUCAACAUUUCUUUCAAAUGGAACACAGCAGAAUCUGAAUUUGAUGCUUCAGAGGGGCGGCACGGUGCAUUUGUUGAGGAAUUUCUUAACAUAAGAGUUCCCACUGAAGGGCUGUUCACUGAGCACCUGUUAGCUAGCAGACUUCAAAAAUAUAAAUAUUUCAAGUUAGAGCAGCUCGUCACAAACCUGAAACGGAGUUCAACUGACAGCACGGACACAGGUUUACCACCAAAAGGGACACCAAUGCAGAUGUCCUGCAUAGAGGAAGAAAUUGACCGCAUGACUGAGUCUUUUCUGCAGCUGAGUGUGCAGCAACAGAAGAGAGCUCAAAUGAGCUCAUGGCUGAAGGAGAGAGAGAGGAGUGCUGACAACCAUUCUGCGAACGCAACACCAACCAGCAUGCCAAGCCUGAGUCGUAGUGGAACAAUCCUGCUGGAACUGAAGAGGCGCUAUGUAUCACAGCGCCUCAAUGAGCUCCAAAUCACAUUAGGCCAGAUCAGACAGAGCCAGCAGCAUGACAGCAAGUCAAAAGACGUGACAAGAAGCAGCUCACAAACAGACAGCAUCACCACUCAGCAGGGGAACGGGGAUCUUUACCCUGGCAUAGAAGGAUGCAGUCCUGCUGGCGGCCAGCGGAAGGAUAGUAUUCCAGCUAGCGAGGAUCACAGCCAACAAAAGAAAAGAGCAGAGGUCUUGAUAACUCUAAACUGGAGAGUCAUAUUUCCGACCAGCAGACCAUCGACUCUGUUCAAAGACACAACCCUGACACAUUACUGGACUGCCAGAUGCUGGAGAGUCAAGAUCAGCUGCAUCUUAAUGAAAGCAUGAGAUAAACAGUCGGAUCACACAAGACAACACAACGGGACAAACAGAUAUUGAUGACAUGUGGGAGCCCAAUGAUCAGUAACUGGAUCUGAAUGUAAAUCAAUCCUGAGAAAUGUGUUUCUCUUGCUUUUGUGUGCCUUGUUGUUGUUCUUUAAAUAGCUUUACUAUCUAUGUACAGUUUGAUAUUCUGUCUUGUUUGUUGAAGGAUGACUUCAAAGUGACCUCCACUCUGAACAACUAUUCUGUUGUGUUCUUUUUAAUUAUCUGUGAUCCAGAACAGAAAUAAUUUCUGGCAACAAGCGGUGUGACACAAUCUGUCAUCUUGUCCAAACAGUUUCUCAGGCAGGAUGUAAUACCGGCCCUUCCGACAGGCUCUGUUCAUUACCAUAUUAUAAUUAAGACGAUAAACUUCAGCUUAAUAAACACAAGGUGACACUUA